AUACGUUGGAAAAUCAAAUAAAUGAGCACUAGUUGCUAAGAAAUCUGCCCAGUGGGCUGAUUGUUUGGAAAAAUUGGGGGGGGGGGGGAGGCAAGGAGCCCUUCUUUGUUCUGUUUUCCCGUCUUCAUCGGUUCGGCGCACGCAAGUGGCUUUUCUGGUCGCAAGUGAACCUUAUCUACUUCGAUCGUUCUUCAGCUCGCAUAUGGCAGUUUGCUUACCAAAGGGAGGAGCGUAAUUAAGAGUAAAUCUCGGAGGAAAAGGAACUUAAAGGAAACGAUUUUACCUCUUAUUUGGUACGGUUUGAGCAGCAUGGGUGCCGUCAAGUCGAAAGUAGACGUGGAAGUUAUCCAUCAUGAGGUGCAGUCAACACCUGUAGUGAUCUAUACUAAAGACGGAUGUGGGUUUUGCGCCAAAGCUAGGGAGCUGCUCAACAAAGAGGGAAUCGAGUACAAGGACUGUAAUGUGGAUCGAAUAAAGGAAGAUACACCCGAUGCUUAUCAAGCACGGGUCAAUGGCCUGGUCUACAUGACUCAUCAAACAACCAUGCCGCAGAUCUUUAUCUGCGGCAACUUUGUUGGCGGCUUCACCGAUUUAGAGAAACUACGAGAGACGCGAAGACUUUGGGAUGUGUUAGCAACAUGCACUGAGGAAAACGAUCUUCUAAGGAUUACCUUCUCAUCAAAGAAUCCCGCGCCUUUUUUCUUUACUGCGACAGAGCUCGGCAAUGGUGGCAAACGCCGAACUGGAAAUCGUUUUAUGGUUGUACCACAUCCCGACAAUUCUUCCACAAAGAAAUUUUUGGCGGAUCAUUCAUACUUCCCAAUACUUUUGUGAAAACUAGUCCUCAUACGUUGUGCAGUAACGUUUAUAAGAACCAGUAGCC
Cylicocyclus nassatus is the source of this 883-nucleotide messenger RNA. The record is from the annotation of a GenBank genome assembly. NCBI's taxonomy places the organism in Eukaryota, Metazoa, Nematoda, Chromadorea, Rhabditida, Strongylidae.